AUGAAGGAAAGAUUCGUCGACAAUGCCCUCACUGUCACUGUGCGGGAUACCGAGAUUCCCGCCCCGCAGCCGGGCCAGCUGCUGAUCCGCGUGGUGGUGUCUGGCACCAACCCCAAGGACUGGAAGUUGCCCCACUGGUACCCAGAUGUCGUAUUGAACCAGGGUGAUGAUCCAGCAGGUUAUAUUGAGGCCGUGGGUGAAGGUGUACUCGGAUUUAGGAAAGGAGACAGGGUGGCCGGUUUCCAUCAGAUCUUGACCCCUCAUGGGAGCUAUGCCGAGUAUGCGAUCGCCUGGGCGCACACAACCUUCCAUGUACCAGAAAAUAUAAGCCUCGAGGAGGCGGCGACCAUUCCCCUUGCUGCAUUCACCGCGGCGGCCUCGUUCACUUCCCUUCGAUUUCAAGUGCACUUGAAAUCACAGCCCCGACUCUACUCGUUGACCCCUAUCUAUAAACCAAUAUGGAGCUUGAACACGCUGGCACACAAGAAACCUCUCUAG
Penicillium canariense is the source of this 498-nucleotide messenger RNA. RefSeq lists its product as uncharacterized. The transcript is spliced from 4 exons. The record is from RefSeq and is a predicted model, not a curated record. Gene Ontology annotation, molecular function: oxidoreductase activity, acting on NAD(P)H. NCBI's taxonomy places the organism in Eukaryota, Fungi, Ascomycota, Eurotiomycetes, Eurotiales, Aspergillaceae. The coding region runs from base 1 to 498 and encodes 165 amino acids.